Messenger RNA from Microdochium trichocladiopsis, 258 nucleotides. RefSeq lists its product as uncharacterized. The coding region runs from base 1 to 258 and encodes 85 amino acids. The record is from RefSeq and is a predicted model, not a curated record. The transcript has 2 exons. Lineage: Eukaryota; Fungi; Ascomycota; Sordariomycetes; Xylariales; Microdochiaceae.
AUGAAGACCUCCUUCGCCACGCUCAUCACCUCUGCCCUCGCUGCCACCACCUCCAUGGUCACGGCGGCCCCCUCCGGGAGCACCGGCACCGGCACCGACACCAUCGCCGAGCGCGACAACUGCUUCUACCCGAGCUCCUGCUCGUCCACCUGGUCCGGCAAGUGCGAGGACUACUGCGGCACGCGCGGCUUCUCGCACAUGACGGGCGAGGACUGCGAGUGGCCCUCGAAGAAGUGCUGCUGCAUCACUGAGAUAUAA